AGACUAUUAUCUGGCAUCUCGUACCCUCGCGGAAGGGGAAGAAGGAGUUCAGUCGAUUUGUAUCCGUAAACUUCUAAUCAAAAUCUUCACCGCAAACUUUCCGCACUGAAUCGUGUCUUCAUUACUGGUAUGCAAUUUUUAUCUCUGUAACAAUUUCAUUUCUACUCUGUCUAUUUCUCUGUACCGGAACGAUUACUGCUUUUGAUGCUAUCGAUACAUGCUUAAUUAAGACAGCUAAAGCUAUGGAAGGGCAGUUUUUAUUGAUUGAGACAGGAAUUCCAGCUCUUCUGGUCUAGUUAGGGUCACGAGGUGUGGAUGGCUAAUAGACCGGAUCCUGACAACGACGACGAUUUCAGUGAGCUUUAUAAGGAAUAUACUGGUCCUCCGGGGUCUUCGACGGCACAAGAUAGGCCUAAUCCAAACAAGCGUUCGAAUGCAGGUUCUGACGAGGAAGAGGAACAGCGGGACCCCAACGCAGUCCCCACAGAUUUCACCAGCCGAGAAGCCAAGGUCUGGGAGGCGAAAUCUAAAGCUACUGAGAGGAACUGGAAGAAGAGGAAAGAGGAGGAAAUGAUUUGCAAAAUAUGCGGAGAAUCAGGUCACUUCACUCAGGGUUGUCCUACAACUCUGGGAGCAAACCGCAAGUCCCAAGAUUUCUUUGAAAGGGUACCCGCUAGGGAAAAGCAUGUAAAGGCACUCUUCACAGGCAAAGUGAUCCAGAGGAUUGAAAAUGACGUAGGCUGCAAAAUCAAAAUGGAGGAAAAGUUUAUAAUUGUCAGUGGUAGAGAUAGGUUGAUUCUGGCCAAAGGUGUUGAUGCUGUGCACAAAGUGAUCAAGGAGGAGGGUGGUCAAAAGGGUGCAUCUAGUUCUCAGACGAGUAUGUCUAGGUCACCAGAGCAAAGCCCCAGUGAUGGACGAUUUCGCCGAUCUGAAUCCCAAAGGUCUCAGCCACGUGAUUCACCACAUUUCCAGCAAAGGUUUGGCAGACAAGAUAAAGUUGCUGAAGACCGUGUCCGUGAGGAUAUUCGUAGGUUCCCAAGGGGUUCUCCACAAGCAAGAGCUUAUGGUAAUAAUGGAGCUAGAGGUCGCCCAAGCCGCUCUAAAUCUCCUGCACGUCCUUAUUACGCCGGUAACUCAGUCAAUUCAUAUGAUGGUCACAACCCGAGCUUAGGUGGUUAUAGGACUGAUGGGCUGGAUAUUGAAAGACGGGGUUCUAAUUUACCAUAUGGCAAUCAAGUUGAAUACUCCACUAUCCCUCAGACCUUAGAAGCUUUAGAGUUGGAGUAUAAACGAGAGGCAACAGAGCUUGUAAGAAUUUGUGACAAGGAAGAAGAUGAAGAGAAUAAGAAGCAUCGUGAGACUAUCAGGGAUAUGAGAGAGAGUUACAUGAAUAAACUUGCUUCCUUAAGGGGCAUGCAUGCAAAACAGUGGGAAGAGUUUCUUCAACUUGACGCCCAAAGGCGUCAACAAGAAGCAGGGACCCAAAUGUCUGCGUCAGGUUUUGGUGGUUAUAAACAGCAUGCUUAUUCUGUCUCUGAUGGCCCCUCAGUUAAUCAUCACUAUGCUGGGGCUAGUUUUCCUAUGGAUACAAGGGGAGGAUAUCCGAAUUCUAUAGAUAGUUAUCCUUCAAGGACUCAAGACACGUACAGUGACUUCCAGCGUCCUGGACGUGAGGAUUUCAGGAAAGCUUACAACAGAUACUAGAUUUGUAUAAAUGAAACUGAUUUUGGGUCCAGACUUUGGCUGGAUAGAAGUAAUGCAGUGGAGCCUCUAAUCUAAGGUAAGUUAAUGGGGACUCGAAUGGGGCUAAAAUUCAAUGGGAUUGACGUGUUGCGUUAGUUACAUUUUCAAGUCGGAGAUUCGGUUUCUUGCUUUAGUUACAUUUUCAAGUCGGAGAUUCGGUUUCUUUCUGGACUUUUUUGUUAUAAGGUGGCAUGUUUUGUUUGAAGUUUGAAGGUCCACUGACUUUGAAAAUGCAUGAAGUUUGCCUCUUUGAGUUCAGUUUACA
This is a messenger RNA of Tripterygium wilfordii, 2008 nucleotides long. RefSeq lists its product as uncharacterized. The transcript has 6 exons. The record is from RefSeq and is a predicted model, not a curated record. Gene Ontology annotation, molecular function: zinc ion binding; nucleic acid binding. The coding region runs from base 316 to 1704 and encodes 462 amino acids. NCBI's taxonomy places the organism in Eukaryota, Viridiplantae, Streptophyta, Magnoliopsida, Celastrales, Celastraceae.